AUGGAGUUCUUAAGGAAGUACUUUCCGGAGGAUGUCUCUGGCAAGAAGGAGAUUGAAUUUCUUGAGCUUAAGCAAGGAAACAAGUCUGUUAUGGAGUAUGCUGCCAAGUUUGGUGAAUUGGCUAAGUUUUAUCAAUACUAUGAAGGACCGAAUAGUGAGUUUUCCAAGUGCAUUAAGUUUGAGAACUGUUUGCGUCCGGAAAUCAAGAAGGCGGUUAGUUAUCACAAGAUUCGUAUCUUCCCUGAUUUGGUGGAUAGUUGUCAGAUUUAUGAGGAGGACAACAAUGCUCAUUAUCGUGUGAUUAAUGAGAAGAGGGGUAAGAGUCAACAAGGCCGUGGCAAGCCUUAUGAAGUUCCAAAUGGAAAGGGUAAGCAAAAAUUUAGUGAUGGCAAGAGGACUAAUGGGGGAGUCGCUCCUGGUGGUAUUGUGUGCUUCAAGUGUGGCAAGGUUAGCCACAAAAGCACGGCGUGUAAUGUUGAUGCUAGAAGAUGCUACCAUUGUGGGAAGUUUGGUCAUGCGUCAUCUGAAUGUACGCAUAAGGAUAUGGUGUGUUUCAACUGUGGUGAAGAAGGACAUAUUGGAAUUAAGUGUCAGAAGCCCAAGAAAGAGCAAUCCAGUGGAAAGAUUGGGUCUUGUGUUAUCUGCUAUGAAAGGAGAGAUGGUUAUCGAUACUCCAGCUAA
Molecule: messenger RNA, 681 nt
Organism: Vicia villosa (hairy vetch)
Lineage: Eukaryota; Viridiplantae; Streptophyta; Magnoliopsida; Fabales; Fabaceae
Exons: 2
Coding region: 1-681 (226 amino acids)
Molecular function (GO): nucleic acid binding; zinc ion binding
Source: RefSeq, a predicted model, not a curated record